CGCUUUAGUUGGAGACAGCUUCUCAUUGUCCUGGCUUGAAUUCUGGCACUUAAGAGCUUCUUCAUUCUGAAGCUUAUAGGAUAUCUCUCACUCUUUUAUUUGGAGUGGAGAGCUUGUCUUCUCUCCACUGUUAAGCCUCAGACCCUAGUGGUGCCCACAGUGAGUGUACCAUCCAUGUGUGUUUGAGAAUGUACAGGAUUAGGAGUGCAUGAACUCUGAUGCAGUUAAUGUGGAUAUGUGGACAAAAGGGCAGGCAGGGGGCCCUUAGGACAAUGAAUUCAGUCAUGGAGAUAUAUAGUUUCCUGUGAAAACCAAUAAGAUAGCUAAAAUAUGUUUUGAAUUAUUUUAUUCUAAAGAUGUCAUCUUUCUGUUUUCCGUAACUUUCAUAACAAUAGCUGAUCACAACUCAGUUUACAUACCGAACACACAAAUAACAAAAUGACAUUUUACGAGAUCUAAAUGAAACAAAUAUUUGGAAUAAAAUUGGAAUUGGAGGGAGAGAGGGGAGUAGAAUACUUCUUGAGUUGCACAUGAGUUCAUACUAUAGUUGUUAAGCCUCUGGCGCUCAGUGUAGAGUAUUCUUACUUAAAAUCCACAAAACUGAGGGGUGGCAAAGAAAUGUGAUUGCCUGAGCGUUACCCUAAAGACUGGAUCUGUAAAUUUACAUGGGUCCCUAAAACAGGCAGGUGUAUGUGACUGCCACAUAGUGUCUGGGCUAACCAAGAAAAACUUGCUUUUCUGCAUGAUUGUGGUGAAAGCACAGCUUUCACAUUCAUAAGGAUUGUUUUAAGGGAGUAACUACACAUUGGGCAAGCUCUUCCAUAGUCCAAAAAGCAUUGGCUGGAUUUAAUAUACUAGGGGCAUGUGGAUUCCUUAGACUGUCACACCGUGUCUGUGCCAAUAAAUCAGAGUGUCUAUUUCUGAUACGAAAUCUGAUGUUGGCAGAUUUUCUUCUUUAUCAGAAGGGUGAUACUCAGAAGGGAGGAUAUUUUUCUCGUGUAUUUUUCUGUCUCUGUGAUUGGGAUGUUUUUAUGGGUUUUUUAGCUAUGAAAUAAUAACUGGCAAGUCCCAGGAAAACUAGAUCUGGAUUUCAUUUUGUCUCUUCAGCUCUGUGUGAUCUUGUGCACAUUCCUGACAUGUUGCAAACAGCCUAUGUCUCCGAAUGUGCGGUAUCAGUUUUCAGUGGUGGAAGCCCCAAAAGGAAACAGGCUGAUUCUUCCAUGUGCAAACAGCUGGGCAGUUGUGGAUGGAAUUAAUUGCUGAUAUAUAUUGGCUGUGUUUUUCUUCUCUUGUCAUUUCCUUUGCAGCUGUGAAAGUCAAGUUUGACUUGAAAACAGACAUUUUUAGCAGUGCAAAUCCAAAAAGUAUCAAGAUGGGAUUCUUCUAAAAUAAUCUCCAACUGAUAGCUUUGAGUUGUUCAGUUUGAGAAUGAGAUAAGGGAGAGCAAGAGAUGGCAGUAGGUGAUUCAUAAUUAACAUAUAUGGUUGAAAAAAUAAUUAAAUGAAGCAUUUGUACUAUGAAAAGAGAUAGUUUGGAUUCGCUGGCCAUAUUGCACAUAGUCAAUACUCGGAGCUGAUUUAUUGUUCCAAUCUGAUGGACUACAGUUGGUAAGGGUAAUACGACAACAAGUAUCACUAACAAUAAUAUUUUCCUGGUCUUUCCCAAAAAUCCUUUCCACUAUUUGUUUUAAAAUAUAUGUAAACAGUUACAUAGCUUAUUAUUUUACAUGCUGAGAUAUUUUACUCAGAGAAAUUUAUUUUUUAUUUCAUAAACUAUAGAAAUUCAAUUAAAAGUAACUCAAUUAUGUCUGAAUGUGCAUAUAAAGAAAGUAGUAUUGGUUAAAAUUACUUAGAAGAGUAAUCAGAUAUUUGAUAAUAGUUUCAAUAACUGACAAAUUAGACACUAUUAAAGAUUUUUAGACAUAUGUAUACAUCCUAUGGGAUAGCUUAUUUGGAAAUAAGUCAUAGAAAAAGUUAAAAUUCAUAUGAAAUUAUUAGGAAAAGUAGGUGAUUACAAAAUUUUAAAAAGAACAAAGUCUGCAUGUUAGUAACAUUCAUCAGGAUAAUUUUCCCUUUUAUAUGUUCAUAUCAGUGUCCUACCAAAGCAAGCCCAUAAAUCAAAUCCCUUAUUUCUUUAGUUUAAGACAAGUCUUGCUUUUAUUGUUUUUUAUAGACAGGAGAACUGGAACUUUGGCGAGGAGAGGGUAUGUAAUCUGCUUGUGUUCACUUUCAGGUCUCCUGAAAAUAGGCCAAAGUAAAGUUCUAGUAUAACAGUAUUUCUGAUACCUUGAGAUAUGAAAAGCUGUAGUUACUAAACUUAUAAGUUGGUACGGUUGGACUUCCUUUUUACUAGUUCCUUCUACCUCAGUUUUCUCUUGGCUGAGCUGCAUGAUGUACCUUGUAUUUUCUCCUUUCUUCAGGAAAAAGAAAGGAGUCUAUAUUUCACUUCAAGGCAGGUAAAGCUGAUCUGCAAACAUGAACUUUCCCCUGUUUUUCUGAGAAGUAUUAACCAAUUAAUGUUGACUUGGAGGCCCUAAAAAAUGUGGCAGCAUUAAUGUGCAGUUUGCUCUCACUGAAGCCUGCCUGGGUGUGUUGUUUCCCCCAGAGUGGGCUCCACCCUUGCUCUAACCACACUGAGUAUGGAUAUCUUGCUGUUAAAAACAAAGUUCAUUUUUAGGGCAGCAUUGCAUCAGAAUUGCCACACAAAAACCAGCUGAAGAAAUGUACAGCAGCUUCAAUUUUUUUUCAUAACAAGGGGAAUUAACAGACCUGAAGCAUGAGUUCAGAUGCCAGCCAAGGUGUGAUCACUACUCCUCCUCCUCCCAGUAUGCCUCACAAAGAGAGGUAUUUUGACCGCAUCAAUGAAAGUGACCCAGAAUACAUUAGGGAGAGGAACAUGUCUCCUGAUCUACGACAAGACUUCAAUAUGAUGGAGCAGAGGAAACGAGUUACUCAGAUCCUGCAAAGUCCUGCCUUUCGGGAAGACCUGGAAUGCCUUAUUCAAGAACAGAUGAAGAAAGGCCACAACCCAGCUGGAUUACUAGCAUUACAACAGAUUGCAGAUUACAUCAUGGCCAAUUCCUUCUCGGGCUUUACUUCAUCUCCCCUCAGUCUUGGCAUGGUCACACCUAUCAAUGAUCUUCCUGGUACGGAUGCAUCCUCAUACGUGAAGGGGGAAAAGCUUACUCGUUGUAAACUUGCCAGCCUCUACAGACUUGCAGACUUGUUUGGAUGGGCACACCUGGCAAAUACAUAUAUCUCAGUAAGAAUAAGUAAAGAGCAAGACCACAUUAUAAUAAUUCCCAAAGGCCUAUCUUUUUCUGAAGCCACAGCCUCCAACUUGGUUAAAGUCAAUAUAAUAGGAGAAGUGGUUGACCAGGGAAGUACUAAUCUGAAGAUUGACCAUACAGGAUUCAGUCCCCAUGCUGCAAUCUAUUCCACGCGUCCUGAUGUUAAGUGUGUGAUACACAUCCAUACCCUUGCAACAGCAGCUGUAUCCUCCAUGAAGUGCGGAAUCCUUCCUAUUUCUCAAGAGUCCCUAAUCCUGGGAGAUGUCGCUUAUUGUGACUACCAAGGGUCACUUGAUGAACAGGAGGAAAGAAUUCAACUGCAGAAAGUUCUGGGGCCAAGUUGUAAGGUGCUGGUACUCAGGAAUCAUGGUGUGGUAGCACUUGGAGAAACAGUUGAGGAGGCUUUUCAUUAUAUUUUUAAUGUGCAAAUAGCCUGUGAGAUUCAGGUGCAUGCAUUAGCAGGGGCAGGGGGAGUAGACAAUCUACUUGUGCUGGAUCUUCAGAAGUAUAAAGUGUUCACUCACACUGUAGCAGCAUCUGGAGGAGGAGGUGUGAAUAUGAGUUCUCAUCAAAAGUGGAAGGUUGGCGAGGUUGAGUUUGAAGGGCUGAUGAGGACUUUGGACAAUUUGGGAUAUAGAACAGGCUACGCCUACAGGUAUCCUCUCAUUCGAGAGAAGCCUAGGCACAAGAGUGAUGUGGAAAUCCCAGCAACUGUGACUGCCUUUUCCUUUGAAGACGAUACAGUGCCACUCUCUCCUCUCAAAUAUAUGGCACAGAGACAGCAACGUGAAAAGACAAGAUGGCUGAACUCACCAAAUACUUACAUGAGAGUGAAUGUGCCUGAGGAGUCUCGGAAUGGGGAAACCAGUCCCAGGACCAAAAUCACAUGGAUGAAAGCAGAGGACUCCUGUAAAGUGAGUGGCGGGACACCUAUCAAAAUUGAAGAUCCAAACCAGUUCGUUCCUUUAAACACAAACCCGAAUGAGGUGCUAGAAAAGAGAAAUAAGAUUCGGGAGCAAAACCGAUAUGACUUGAAAACAGCAGGACCACAAUCUCAGUUGCUUGCUGGCAUUGUUGUGGAUAAGCCUCCUUCUACCAUGCAGUUUGAAGAAGACGACCAUGCCCCACCAGCUCCUCCCAACCCCUUCAGUCAUCUCACAGAAGGAGAACUGGAAGAGUAUAAGAAGACAAUCGAACGUAAACAACAAGGCCUGGAAGAUACUGAGGAGGAAUUACUGUCAGAUGACGCUUCAUCUGUUUCACAAAUUCACUCUCAAACUCAGUCACCGCAAAAUGUCCCUGAAAAAUUAGAAGAAAACCAUGAGCUGUUUUCCAAGAGCUUCAUCUCCAUGGAAGUGCCUGUCAUGGUAGUGAAUGGCAAGGAUGAUAUGCAUGAUGUUGAAGAUGAGCUUGCUAAGCGAGUGAGUAGGUUAACUACAAGCACGACCAUAGAGAACAUCGAGAUUACCAUUAAAUCUCCGGAAAAAAUUGAAGAAGGCCUGUCACCUGAAGGCUCACCUUCAAAGUCACCGUCUAAGAAAAAGAAGAAAUUCCGCACUCCCUCUUUUCUGAAGAAGAACAAAAAAAAGGAGAAAGUUGAAGCCUAAGUAAAGUCUUCUUUCUAAUUGUUAUUAUUACAAUGUGACAUUGCACAUUUAAAUACCACAUUUAAGUUGAUCAUUAAAAUGCAGUGGUAGAUCAGAUUAGGGGGUAUAUAGCAAACUGGACUUUAAGAACUGGAAAGAGGUUUUACUAAAAGAAAAACAUUAUGAAAAAGCUUUCAAAAUCAUCUCUCAUUUUAUAUAUCCAAAAAUGGCUUUGAAUUUUUAAAGAAUUGCUAUUUUAAUUAGUUUUGCCCUCAUGAGGUAUUAUUAUAGUUUACCACAAACAGAUAUCUGUCUGAAUUACUUUUGGCCUUCUCCAUAAUAUCUGUUGGAAACAAAUUACCAGUGAGCAAGCAGGAGAAUUUUUAUGUCUUAGCAACUGCUUCACUUGGUAACCAGAUUAUAACCUUUUUAUCAUGAGUAUUGACUGUACCUUGUGGGUCCCCAUUGUUUCAAUGGGAAUUAACAAAAUGCUUUAAGAGCUUCUAAGACAAGAAUCUAUAGCAUUAUUAUACACUGGCACAUAAUAUUUUUUUAAAAAUUAAAAGAUUCAUUUGGAAUUUUACUCAUUGUAUAAAAUUUCUCACCUAAAGUAACUUUACCAAAAAAGUCAUUUUAGUAAACUAUAAUUUUUGAAAACUUCCUUUUUUAUUAGUUUAGAAAGCCCCUUAUUUUUCAACAAAGGGGAUUUUUUACAUAUAACGUGAGUUAUUUAGUUUAACUCUGGCAAAACCAAUUUUUGUAUGUUGAGAUGUUUGUAUACCACUCAGUAUAAAAGUGUCAUAAGCAUAUUAGCCAAUCAUUAAAUAGUAGAGCAUAUUUGAGGCACUGAGUAUACUUAAAUAUAAUUUAAGAAUCCAGGGAAUUGUUAUCAAAAGGGGAUUAGAGCAUAUAAAAGUAUAACUGGGUUCAUAUUUGAAUCUUAUAAUGUAUUUUUCUCUUAGUAUUGCUAAUGAAUGGAGAAAAUCUCAUUAGGUAACCAAAUGAAAGGGAAAAAAUGAGAGGGAAAGUGAGAAUUUUAAGGGAACAGAAGAUGGGGCAUGAAAAGAAGGGUUCUAGUUUGAUAAUGACUCAUAUUCACUAUAGGAUUUCAAGUGUGAUUUAUUGGAAACAUGUACAUUUCUAAAAUUCCACUUCUUUGCCAAAAUCAAUGUUAUUCUUGGUUGAUAUUUGAGUUUUAAAAGGGUCACAUCCUUCUAACUUGUGUAUCUUUAGAGGGCAGCACUAGAAGAAAUCAGUGGGUGUAAUCCCACCAGUGAGAAAACUACCACUUUGAUUUUUACAAAUCUUUUUAUCUUUUCAGUUAACUUUUUCUAAUGUAAAUACAGAUUUAACCUAGGCUUAAUAUAGUCUCCCCCCAUUUUCCCAAGUAAAUUCAGUGAUCCAAAAUGGCCAGUGGGUAAAAAUAAUUCAAAAUGUUUCAAGAAGGUGAGUUGGCAUGCAAAAAAAAAAAAAAAGUGUGUUCUGGGGCUGUGUGAGUAUAACGCCAAGUGGAAAUGGAGCCUGGAAAUGUCAUUCUAGAUCUCACUAACUACUGGAAUCAGUGUUUUAAUCUCUUAGAAGAAACUUUCAGUUGCUUAACUCUGUAUUUUUUUAUGUUCUACAUCAUUUAUGUUGUAUUACAACGUAUGUAGAAACAGUAACCUGUGAACUAUGCUUUUGCGUAACUUUUUAAAAAUAUAUAUAUCUAAAUGAAUGCAAUGUGCAUAAAUAUUUUUUAAAUGCAACAGUGAACUAUUUGCACCUUUUGCUAAUGCCUCUAUUUACUUGCUUUGGCAUAAGGAAUGAGCCAAUGAGCCUCUGUGUCCUGUGGAAAAAUGUAUAAAUGUUAUCUGAUAAUGCUCUUAGAUGUAAUGCUAAUUAAUGUUAAAUCACAAAUAAACAGUAUUUUAAAUAGA
Trichechus manatus latirostris (Florida manatee) is the source of this 6791-nucleotide messenger RNA. It is a transcript of the gene ADD3, whose product is annotated as adducin 3. Bases 2776 to 4896 code for a protein of 706 amino acids. The record is from RefSeq and is a predicted model, not a curated record. Lineage: Eukaryota; Metazoa; Chordata; Mammalia; Sirenia; Trichechidae. Gene Ontology annotation, biological process: barbed-end actin filament capping. The transcript has 15 exons. Gene Ontology annotation, molecular function: actin filament binding. Gene Ontology annotation, cellular component: cytoskeleton; plasma membrane; postsynaptic density.